Loa loa (African eye worm) is the source of this 4248-nucleotide messenger RNA. Its product is annotated as DENN domain-containing protein 5A. The transcript has 28 exons. Bases 1 to 4248 code for a protein of 1415 amino acids. Lineage: Eukaryota; Metazoa; Nematoda; Chromadorea; Rhabditida; Onchocercidae. The record is from RefSeq and is a predicted model, not a curated record. Gene Ontology annotation, molecular function: small GTPase binding; guanyl-nucleotide exchange factor activity.
AUGACAUCGAACGUAUCUCCUGAGGCAACGGCGACAAUAGCGCAAGCAUCAUCUGCAAGUGAUCUAACAUUGGUGGAUUACUUUGUGCUUGUCGGGCACGAUAAUAAUGCUUUGCUGCAGGCAGUUAUUUCGAUCGAACCAAGCGGAACAAAUAAUUCAGAUGCGACGGAGCUACUGUAUGUCCCCCCUUUGGAGCGAUCUUACGUUGCUUCAGUUUUACACCAUUUUCCGGAGAGACGUAGCGCAUACUCGUUUCCGUCCGAGAUUGUUUCGCUGUGUUUGCCAAAAGGAUUGAAAUUUCACACGCAAAAUGAUAUUCCAUCUCCAGCUAUGCAUACCUUUGCGAACAUUCGUGAGGACGGUUCACGUAUUAAUGGUUGCGCUCUUAUUUAUCAUGAGGAAGUUAGAGAUGUUGGACUUUGUGAGCACAUGUCACAGCUGCACACAGAACAUGUACGGGCCUUAACAGCUCGUGAGAAAGCCACUGAACGUGCACACGUUCCUCCCGGUACUGUCUCUGGUGGUACACAUACUCUUCCCAGAGGAAAUCGUAAGAAUCGAGCAAAACGAACUUCGUACUACGAUUCGGGCAGUUCUCGGUUGUAUGUGGCUAAAUGUAUCUGCCUUAUUAGUCGCAUCCCGUUCGUUUCUGCCGGUGAACAUCUACUAACUGCACUUCAUUCUUUUUUCACUUCCGAAGUACAACCUCCUCCACUUCCUUUGGAAAGUUAUAUUUACUGGAUUUUGAAUGAGGUCCCACUUCCAGCUCCGGGUAGCACACUGAAAAUAUGCUUAGAUCGUAUUGACAUUGUUCUACAAAGGCCAGGUCCUAACGAGUUGCCUUUUUUCGAUCACUCUCUCAGUUCGUUGUUCGAUUUGCUCACUGUUGAUAAAUUUCUUCGACUUUUCACAUGUUUUCUUCUUGAACACCAAAUAUUGCUAUGCUCCAGGAGUUUCCAGCGUUUAAUGCUAGUUGCUGAGAGCUUGUGUUCGUUGGCAUUCCCAUUCCGUUGGCAACUUACGUACGUUCCAAUUUUACCCUACUCACAGUUAAAGUUUAUGGAAGCACCAGUGCCUUUUGUAAUGGGUUUAUGUUACGAAGACACCAUAUCAGAGCAGAUUUUUCAGGGCAAUAUGUGCGUCUUAGAUAUCGAUUCUGGUGUGCUAAAUAUGCCGGAAGAUGUACCAGCAUUACCAGAUAGAACUGAAUUUGCAAAAGAAGUUGCAAGCGUUCUUAUGAGAUAUGAAGAGCAAAGUGCAGUUCUGAACGGUGAAGUAAUGAGAAGACAGAUCGGUGCCACAGGAAAAGAUUGGUACAAAAAACGUAUGUCUCGUUCAUUUGACGGCGAAACAUUACCCAGUAUGUUGGAAGAGGAUAAUUCUUCCAGGCGAAUAGUGUCAAGAAAGGAUCUUGCUCCACUGCCUUUCGAUGAUGUCCUGAAACAGAGUGAAGUUUUAGCUAGGGUUACCGCAAUUGCACAUCGUGCAGGCGUCAGCAUACCGUUUGAAAAUAUUCAGAAAGAAUUACAAUCUAAUGAUUUUUGUACAAAUUCACCAGUGUGCAGAGAAUAUUUUAAGGAUAUGAAAAUAAAUAAUGCUGUUCGUGAAGUAUUUAUCAAUCGAUUUGCAUGGCUUCUUUACUCCUAUGAACAUUUUGUUAUUAAUACUUCAUGCCCAGAUCUCGAAACAUAUUUUGCUAGUCGAGAAUCCGUUACUAAUUUUGAUAAAGCAACCUUCCUUUCCGACCAACCGAGUAAAAAUCUACCAUUUUUGGCGGCAUUUUUGGAAACUCAGAUGUUCACCUCAUUCAUUGAUGCAAAAAUUGUUUCGCAGUGGAAAACAGCUGACGAAAAUCUCCAAAUCUUUGAUUCUCGAAUACAAACAUUGCGUACAAAGUAUGGCCUUCAAAUGGUGCGUACUCCUACUUAUGAAAAGGCUCCACGAUCCUUCGAUACAGAAGAAAUGAUAACAAAACGUGAAGAAGCACUUGAUUACAUUGUUCCUCUACCACAUGAGCUUCCUGGUACAUCAGCAAUAGCUUACGAUGGUACAUUUCCGGAACUUAAUGAAGCUGUUUUGGAAGGUUCUUUUGUACGAAGUCCAGUGCCAUCACCGUGGAAGCAGCGGCAUCGAAGGUUACGGCCAAAGUUGCUGGAGAGUAUUAUUGUGGAUGGAAACACAACAAAUAAACAAAGCUCAUGUAAAUCGGAUACACCAAGACAAAUAGCACAUCAAAACUGGAAAUUUGUUGAACAGUUGUUGAAAGAGACUAAAAGUAAAACAAAGCGAAUGCUUGUGGAAAAAAUGGGCAGGGAAGCACUGCAGCUUGGACAUAGUGAUGCUAUUGUAAAUGGUCUUGAAGAGAAUACUUUAGUUGCUUCAUUUUGUGAUUUAUUGGAACGAAUCUGGGCCCAUGGUUCAGUGAAGAAACAGGGCAAAUCAUCCUUAUGGGCUCACAUUUUGCAUCAUCAAGAAAUAGAAAAGUUGGGUAUACUGUCUCGCGGUUCUACACGAAGAAAUUCGGCACUGACUCCAGGUAUAGUUGAGAUAAAGCAUGAGUCACACAACGAGCAAGAGUAUAUGAAGCAAGAAAAGAAGACAUUUGUAAGUGUCAUGGAUGAGGAUUCAGUUGACGAGCUUGCUCGAAAUAUUCGUCAGCAAUGCAUUGAUGAUCCUCAUGCGCCUGCCUGGUCUCUUCCAAUUCUUCGUGCUGCUAAUUUUAUCUGUGAUAAAUUGAGUUCGAAUGUAAAUAACAACGUGGAAUAUUCGAACUGGAAAUUACCAGCUCGAACAGCAGGUCUGUCAUCAAGUGCGGUUGUUUUUGGACGUUCCAGGUCACCACAGAAGACGUCGAGGAAGGGGGCUAUUUUGCAUAGAGCAAGUUCUUUUAGUGAUUUUGCUCCUUACUGGACUACAGCUGGAAAUAAUUUGAAUGAAAACGUAACUGAUUCAUCACGUAAAAGAAGUAGUUCGAGAGGUGGUAGCCCAGAUAUUCGACAGUUCCUUGCACCAUUGCCUAUGCAUAUAGCUUACGAUUUGAAGAAUGUCUUACGAAUGACAGAUAUCAAAACCGAUAUUGGUUACGCGCGGGCCUUUGUUCGCCUCGCCUUAGAAAGGAAACUUCUUCAUAAACAUCUCAAAACUGUUCUUGGCAAUACACAUCUUUUACAGCAGCUAUAUAAGCGAUAUGCCUUUCUGCGGUGCGACGACGAGAAAGAACAAUUCUUAUAUCACGUGUUAUCAUUAAAUGCAGCUGAAUUUAACUGUUUUACCAACUCUUUCAAGAAAACAAAAAUGCAGUACCAUGUUUUGUUGGUUAGUCGCAAUUCUCGUUCGAUUAUUUCAUGGCCUGUGUGGAUCAUUAUCACGGGGUCGUUGUGUUCAACGACUGCAAUCGAACUAAAACAGGGCAUAUUGGAUUUCACAUUUGAUUAUAGAAAUCUUGGUAUGCUAUCAACAUUAAGAAUCGGACAUGGUAAUUUGAAUGUUUCUAAUGGAGCAUCUCCGAAAUGGUUUCUUGAUUAUGUCUUAGUGCGAAAUGAAAUAACAGGACAAAGUUAUCGCUUUAACUGUGGGCGCUGGUUCGGUAAAGGAAUUGAUGAUGGCUCCCUGGAAAGAUUGCUUGUUGCCGAAAAAGAACCACAGAUUGCUCCUAACGAGGUGCUAGUCGAAGAAUGUUCUUCGGAACGUGUUAUUAAAGCUAGCUCGAAGAGUCGAACUCCUCCGCGGUCCCGAUCACCAAGUACUAGCCGAUCUGAAACAUGGAGUCGUGUACAUUUGACAGAAAUUCAGCAGCAGCUUGGGGAAGCAGUGAAUGCGCUAGUGAAAUACUUCUACACUAGUGCGGAAGGUGGUAGUCGUGGUGAAUUGACACAGUUACUUUGCGCGCCAGGGAAAGGCUUCGUUAGCGUGAUGGUUGUUGUUUUCAUGUAUGGCCGUCAGGAUUCCAUUUGGUCUGCUCGUCUUUUUCGUUCACACUAUCCAUGGGAUUACAUCGAGAAGGUUUGCGUCUGGUUUUGGGAUCUAAUACAUAUGGAAGACACAAAAAGGCUAACACGAGAACAACAUUCUCUCAUCAUUCAGGCAUGCCGCCUUGUUCGCCGCAUUUCAUCUAAUAUUUUUCUGGGGAAAGAUGGCAAAUUUCAGCUAUUCAUUCUAAUUACUGUUCGAGAUCAUAUAUUGUCGGGAUUGUUGCCGUUGAUGGCUUGGACUCCGAUAACGUCGCAGAUGAACAACCACUUCAAAUAG